AAAUUCAUUACUUAGUCAGUUUCGCAGCCUUGAUCCGUAAAACUGGUUUUGGUGUGUCUAAAGUUAGGUUAAUUGUCAUCGUCUUAGCGAUGCAUCGAUUUUUGCUCCUCGUCCUAUUUUUACCUAUUUUUCUUUGUGAAAAUGUUAUAGAUAGUGUCAAAUGUUCGUUUGAAAAUCUUGCGGCUUGUCCUUACAAUCCUGACGCUGAUUUAGACACACCCCAAAUCGCCCGAAGACAUGGCUAUCCGGCCGAAUCUCACUACGUCACAACCGAAGACGGCUAUAUACUUACUAUUCAUCGAAUCCCAGGGCCUAAAACCGGCGAACGUGGGGGCCAACCUGUCUUUCUCCAACACGGACUACUUUCGAGUAGUGCCGAUUGGAUAAUAGCAGGAAAUGAGUCUCUAGGUUUUAUGUUGGCCGAUGCCGGCUAUGAUGUUUGGAUGGGUAACGCUCGAGGUAACACUUAUUCGAAAGCUCAUCUGACUCUCCCCAUCCAAAGCCCCCAAUAUUGGAACUUUAGUUGGCACGAGAUGGGAAUUUACGAUCUACCAGCUGCACUCUAUUACGUCAGUAACACAACAAACAAACCGGGCGAAAUAAUCUACGUGGGGCACUCAAUGGGUACUACUAUGUUUUUCGUUUUGGCAUCAACAAAGCCACAAGUUGCUAAAAACGUAAAACUGAUGGUAGCUCUAGCACCGGUGGCUUAUAUGACACAUGUGAAGUCCCCAAUCCGGUAUUUGUCACCAUUCGCUUACGAUUUCGAAUGGCUAGCACGAUAUUUGGGUCUAAAUCAAUUUCUACCCAACAAUAAAAUAAUGAAAUUUUUGGGCUAUGACUGCGAGUUGUUGAAAAUCGAUAAGGAAAUUUGCGAAGAUGUUAUUUUUACAUUGUGUGGUUUUGAUAAAGAGGAGUUCAACGAAGAGCUUUUGCCAGUUGUUUUGAGUCAUGAUCCCGCCGGAUCUUCCACCAAAACAGUCCUACAUUAUUCGCAGGAAAUAAAAUAUGACGGCAAGUUCCAACAGUAUGAUUAUGGUCCCGAUGGGAAUAAAAUUAAAUAUGGUACCCUAACGCCACCCCAAUAUAAAUUACUCAAUAUUAAAGUUAAGACGUAUUUAAUGUACGCACUUAAUGAUUUUCUAGCGAGUUAUAUCGACGUAAUUAGGUUGUCUCAGAAUUUGACAAAUAAUGUUGGCAUGUAUCAAGUGCCAUUAGAAAGUUUCAAUCACGUUGACUUUUUAUUUGGCAAACAUGCUGCCAAACUAGUCUAUAAACCGCUCAUGAAAGUUUUGCAGAAUUACUCUGAAGCAGUGCAUUAAUGGCCAGUAAUUAUAUUUUUUAUUAAAUAAACAUGUUAUACAAUAAAAGAA
Messenger RNA from Tribolium madens (black flour beetle), 1373 nucleotides. RefSeq names its product lipase 3-like. The transcript is spliced from 4 exons. NCBI's taxonomy places the organism in Eukaryota, Metazoa, Arthropoda, Insecta, Coleoptera, Tenebrionidae. The record is from RefSeq and is a predicted model, not a curated record. Gene Ontology annotation, biological process: lipid metabolic process. The coding region runs from base 90 to 1322 and encodes 410 amino acids. Gene Ontology annotation, molecular function: hydrolase activity, acting on ester bonds.